Molecule: messenger RNA, 3949 nt
Organism: Doryrhamphus excisus (bluestripe pipefish)
Lineage: Eukaryota; Metazoa; Chordata; Actinopteri; Syngnathiformes; Syngnathidae
Gene: pcmtd1
Product: protein-L-isoaspartate (D-aspartate) O-methyltransferase domain containing 1
Biological process (GO): protein modification process
Cellular component (GO): cytoplasm
Molecular function (GO): protein-L-isoaspartate (D-aspartate) O-methyltransferase activity
Source: RefSeq, a predicted model, not a curated record
GACCAACUGUGUUUACAUCCUGUCAGCUGUUCUUUCCUCCACUUGGACCCAAGCACUCGUCCUCUCUACUCUCAAUUUCGUCUCCCCCCUCCCCUCCCAAUACAUCAAAGAAGAAAAACUAUUUGAUCACAGCUGGAAAUCUUGAUAAAAUCCUCCAUGAGGGGCCGCACUGCACCCAAAGAGAAGCAGUGACUUGAUGCGACACGACAUUGUUGUCACUCAGCCCGGAGAUGACAGCCUUGUGACACCAGAGGUUGGACAUUCCAGCCAACAACUCCAAUGCCUCACUGAAGAGAUUUAUAACGCUCUUUGUCUUCUGGUCCUGCUUGAUUUGUAUUCUUUACUUCUUGGUCAAUCGGCAUGGGGGGAGCAGUGAGCGCCGGGGAGGAUAAUGACGAUCUCAUCGAUAACCUGAAAGAGGCGCAAUACAUCCGCACAGAGAGAGUGGAGCAGGCAUUCCGUGCCAUAGACCGAGGUGAUUAUUAUCUGGACAGCUAUCGGGACAGCGCUUAUAAGGACUUGGCAUGGAAACAUGGCAACAUCCACCUGUCAGCUCCAUGUAUUUACUCUGAAGUGAUGGAGGCCCUCAAGCUGCAGCCAGGACUUUCUUUUCUUAACCUGGGCAGUGGGACCGGCUACCUGAGCACCAUGGUGGGCCUCAUCAUUGGUCCAUUUGGUGUGAAUCACGGUGUUGAGCUCCACAAGGAUGUGGUUGAAUACGCCAGAGACAAACUGGACAGUUUCAUCAAGAACAGCGACAGCUUUGAUAAGUUUGAAUUCUGCGAGCCUGUCUUUGUGGUGGGCAACUGUCUGGAAAUCUCCACAGACAGCCACCAGUACGAUCGCAUUUACUGCGGGGCGGGGGUGCAGAAAGACCAUGAAAAUUACAUGAAAGUGCUGCUGAAAAUUGGCGGCAUUCUGGUGAUGCCUAUAGAGGAUCAGCUGACCCAGAUCACCAGGACUGGCCAGUGCACAUGGGAGAGCAAGAACAUCUUGGCCGUGUCCUUUGCCCCCUUGGCCCAGCAGAGCAGAGCUGAUGGGGACAAGCCUGACACUGUCCAGUUGCCCCCAGUGACAGUGCGCACCCUGCAGGAUCUGUCUCGCAUCUACAUCCGUCGCACCCUCAGAGACCUGGCCGGAGGAAACGAAGAGGGCCAGGCCAGAGGGGUGGUCCAACGGGUGCCGCAGAAGCGCAAACGGCGGCACUGCAGACGGCGCCGCAUCAACACCUACGUCUUCGUGGGCAAUCAGCUCAUCCCUCAAAUGGUAGAGAGUGAAGAGGAGCACGGCGAGGAGGAGCACAAGGACGCCGAGGAGGAGGACAAGGAGGAGAGAGACGUUGGCGAUAUUGAGAUCCUCAAACAGACGAACCUGUUUAGAGACCAAAUCAUGGCUCUGCCGCUACCGGAGUCCCUGAAAGAAUAUUUACUCUACUACAGAAAGAAAUGACUCUUGGCCCCCUUUGUUGUUCUCCAGAACAAAUGUAGCAUUAUUUCCACCACAUCUUGAUGCCAAAACUGUACGGGAGAGCAGCGUCACAGAUCAUAAUGGAUAAUAAUGUUAUCAUUGUCUUUUGUAUAGCUGGAUUUCUUUUGAUUUUGUACAUAAAAUAAUGAUGUAUAAUGUACACAAAUGAAGAUUUUCUUCAGUUUGAUCACGCCAAGAUGUCUGCCGACUAAAACAAGAUAUGUACAGAGAACAUGCUGGUUGAAGUUGCUCAGAUUUCUAAAAAUUUUUUCCCAAUGGGUCCUUUAAAAGACCUUAUUUACUGUACAGGCAGUGUUUAAGUACCAUUUCAUAUCAGAUGAAAUAAAACACAAAAAAAGUAAAACUACUCAUCCUUUGAAGACGCUUGACAGAAUAAGGAGGAAGGUGUUUGCAGUGUUUGCGUUUUAUAGGUAUUUCUGGAGACAUACCAUAAGCGCUGUAUAGUCAGACUAAAGAAAAUUACAAAAGUACAACUACUCACCCUUUGAAGAUACCUGAUGGGCACAUAAUGGGCAGGAUGCAGGAUGUCAAUACUGUCACUUAAGGACGUUUUUAUAGGUAUUGCUGGAAUUGAUCCCAUUUCAAAACACAUUUUCCCAUAAGAUUAAUGUAAUAUGACUUUUGACCAAUCAAAAGACUAUUUAAUGAGGAUAAAAGUAAUUGACUCCCCCUUUGAAUAUGAAUAGGGAUGGUGUUUGCGCUGCCGUACUGUCACCAACGCUGUUUUAUAGGUAUUGCUGAGAUUAAAGGGUGUACUUAUGUUAAAUACUACAUACAGGAUGUAAAUGAUAGCCAUGUUGCAUUUGCUGCUGAAUCGCAUGAGAAUUGUUGACUUUUGAGGCAUCCCCCCCCCCCAAAAAAAAUAUAGUUUGAAGUCCAAAUUGUACCACUUUUGGGUGUCCUGUUUUUGUAGGUUACACUGUGUGUGUGUGGCCAUGCAGCCAGCUUGAAGCUUUAACCUUCUUUCCCCAACAGAAACAAAAGCAAAUUCAUAGUUUCAUAAUGACAGUGAGUGCCUGGGGUGGGGGCACUGGGUGGGUUUUUCUACCUUCCUUUCCUAAGAAACCAUGACACGGUGUUAUAAACUUUUUCUACAGGGGCACCUUUUAACAACUUUUUCUACAGGGAGCUGUGUUUUUUUUUUUUUACUUGAUGUGGUAUGCAUUGGAGCAAAACAAGAAUUAACUCAUUAAAAGUGUCGAUAAUGCAUGAAAAUACUCACCAGCAUCUUGACUGGCUGGGUUAUUUUAAAACAAUAUGUGAUAUGAAUCCAUAAAAAGGCCUAAUUGAAACUAAUGUAAAGUGAUAUUGCUUAGGUUUUGUAUUGAAAGCAAUGCAAAAUGCCUUUUUUCAUGUAAAAGUGUCCAACAAAGCACCUUAUUGUGUGAACAUUAUGUGCUGCAGAUGAACUUGGAAUAUAGAAACUGCAGACCUUUUCCUGUUAUUAUUAUUAUUAUUAUUAGUGGUGGCGUUUUUAAGUGCCAGCGUCACAUUUUAGGAAGAACAUUCCAACAGUUUGUGGUCACAUACAGUAUAUGUUACUUUGAAUGCAUCAUUUAGUGAUUUAAAAAAAAGCUGAGGUGUAUUUUUGUCAGAAAAAAAACAUGGAUAUACAGUAGUAUGCAGUUUUAUUUUGGGUUUGUUGUAGCACCUUCUUGCUGUACUGUAACUUCACACUGGCAACUGUGUACACCAAAACUCCACUGCUGUCUGUUCAAUAGAGAAAUAUAUUUAGUGUUAGAAAUAUUCAUUUUCUCUGCAUAUGAUGACAAAUACUCAGAUUUUGGAGGGGAAAUUAUUAGUUUUGUGCGUGAUGAUGUGACAUUUAGUUUGUGUAUUUUUACUUUGAAAUCAGAAUGCCUUUAUCGUGAGUAAUGAUGAAAAAUGUCAUUCAAAAAACAAGCCCUGAUUUUUUUUUUGUUUUGUUAAAUUGCGGCUAUUAAAUGACCCAUUUGACAUGGUGUGUCUUAUAGUACAGUGGAACCUCCAAAAUCGAAACGAUUCUGUUCCAAAGUCAUUGUAAAACAUGUGAGGCAGCAAAAAGAGUGAUACUGCCCCCCAGUGGCCAUUUAUAGGUAUUGCUAUGUAUUGAUAUGUUUAUUUGCAUUGCUGCAGCUAAGCACUUGGUUAUCAUCACACUUCAUCCUUGAUGGCUAACAUUUGCAAACUUACAGGGUGUUUGACUUUGGAGGUUCCUCUGCAUUAUCUACAAUUUCAUUAAAGCCAAUAAGAUGGCACAUUACGGCUUGGUAAAAGCAGGCGAUCUUUGAUCUCAGUCUUUGGUCACACGCCGACUUCUGUCAAGCCGAACGACUUGUAAGCAUUCUGCCGAGAAAGAGCCAAAACACAUCGUGUUGGCGUUGGAUUCCUCCUGCAGUGUGCAGUUCAUUUACAAAAUGGUGUUGUUUCUCUGUGAAUGUUUGGCACAAAAAUAAAGGUCACAAUCACAAACACUGCCUCC